ACCCCCCGCCCCCCCUCCUCCUCUACCUGCUCUCUGAGAGAUGGUUGAGUUUUCUGACGUCAGAAACCAUUAACAAUGUCAAAACCACCAAAACUUUCCGGUACCCAGGGAAGGAAAAAAAGAAAAGAAGAGGAGGAAAAACGCGACAAAGACAGAGGUGCGCUGUUGAAAUAUCUAAAUCCACCUCCUGCAAAUCCUGGACCAUCUACAGUCAUCGCCGCUUCAACAGCAUCAAGUGAUCCUCCUGUCACCUCCACCUCAGGUGGAUUCACUUUUCCCAACAUCCGACUGGUUAUACUCUGUCUGGGACUGUUGAACGUUGUUUUGCUGAUUGCUGCCGUUGUUAUUGGGAUAAACAGUGCCAAAGUCAGAGAGGGUUCCCUCCAGGUUCCCCAAGCAGCUGCAACCCAGCUCAUCAUUGAGCUGGACUAUCUCCUGAGCAACCACAGCGAUGUGAUCAAAGCCAAAGAGGAGGCCAAGAACGAGUUAGACAGAGCGCUCAAAAACCAUACACAACUAAAAGUGAAAAUUGAGCAGCUGAAGACCAUCAAUGACAAUUAUCAGAGGCAGAUUGAGCUCCUGCGAACAGAGAAGACCAAUCUGCAGUCCAACGUAUCGGCUUUGGAAGGACAUUGUGGCAGAUGCCUCCCUGGAUGGAUUUUUCACAACUCAUCCUGCUAUUUCUUUUCUUACAAUGAGUUACCUACUGUCACAAAGAACUGGCCAGAUAGCAGAGCAGACUGUGUUAAUCGUGGAGCCGACCUGAUUGUGAUCGAUAACCAGGAGGAGCAGAAAUUUGUGAGUGAAAUAAUUGAAAGUAUAAGACAUGAACGUAGGGUCUGGGAAAGUGGAUACUGGAUUGGUCUCACUGACACAGUGACAGAGGCAACAUGGAUCUGGAUUAAUAAUGUCACAGAGGUGGAACAAAGGUAUUGGAUGGAUGGAGAACCAAAUAACCGUGGACACAUGGGAGAAGACUGUGUGAUAUCAGUUUACUCCGCCACUAAUCCCUGGAAGACCCGUUUCGAUGCCGAUUGUCAGCAGAGAAUGAGUCACUGGUUAUGUGAAAUGAAAUCAAGCUAGAAUCAGGAACUGCUGCUCAAGCAGAAAACCCAAGUAUUAUUUUGUAACUCUUUAAGAAAAGAAUAAAAUACCCCUAAGAUUG
This is a messenger RNA of Dicentrarchus labrax (European seabass), 1165 nucleotides long. Its product is annotated as CD209 antigen-like protein B. NCBI's taxonomy places the organism in Eukaryota, Metazoa, Chordata, Actinopteri, Moronidae. Gene Ontology annotation, biological process: biological process involved in interspecies interaction between organisms. The record is from RefSeq and is a predicted model, not a curated record. Gene Ontology annotation, molecular function: fucose binding; D-mannose binding. Bases 76 to 1083 code for a protein of 335 amino acids. The transcript has 7 exons. Gene Ontology annotation, cellular component: external side of plasma membrane.